This is a messenger RNA of Vespula vulgaris, 2812 nucleotides long. RefSeq lists its product as uncharacterized. The transcript has 11 exons. Gene Ontology annotation, cellular component: plasma membrane. Lineage: Eukaryota; Metazoa; Arthropoda; Insecta; Hymenoptera; Vespidae. Gene Ontology annotation, biological process: iron ion transport. Gene Ontology annotation, molecular function: oxidoreductase activity; copper ion binding. Bases 234 to 2420 code for a protein of 728 amino acids. The record is from RefSeq and is a predicted model, not a curated record.
AUUAUAGAAGAUCUCCUAGUAGACAAGCGGCCAUAUUUGCUACAAUGAGAUAACCGCGAACGUAAUUAAUUCCACUUCAUGUAAAUAGAUUCGGAAGGUAGUGGUAAUCGCGUCGAGCGAAUGGAAAAUUCAAGUAGUUUCCUUAUCGCCUCGAAGCGAAAGAAAGUAGCGCGAUCUCACCGGUGUGAUCACUCUCGAAUGUUAAUCAUCACGCUCUUGUCCCAAGGCCAAUAAUGAUAGCUCGAAGGUUACUGUUAUUACUGUUACAAAUACACUUCCUCGCACAUUACUGUUACUCAGAGAAAACUUUAAUAACGGUAUACGAUGACGUCGGUCUAACACCGAUCGAUCCAGAAAUCGCCGAUAGGAUUGAUUGGAAAAAACAUCACUGUAGACGAGUUUGCAAAGAUGGAGGACCAGCGUUGGAUUGUUAUUACACCUUCAAAAUCGAAUCUUAUCGUACAAUGAGCAAAGCCUGUUACGAUUGCCCAUUUAAUAUUACCGAUUGUUUCCGUCCUCACUGUAUACCAGCCGAUGGGAUAAAGCGUUCGGUUUUAGUGGUUAAUCGGCAGUUGCCUGGACCAGCAAUCGAGGUCUGUCAAGGUGACAGAGUAAUAGUCGAUGUGAUAAAUUUAAUGCACUCCGAGAGUACUACGAUGCAUUGGCAUGGACUGCAUCAUCACAAGACACCAUACAUGGACGGAGUACCAUACAUAUCGCAGUGCCCAAUUCCUCCGGGAUCCUCUUUUCGUUACGAUUAUAUUGCCACUGAGAUUGGAACUCAUUUUUGGCAUUCUCAUAUCGGUUUUCAACGAGGUGACGGGCUUUUUGGGCCCAUGAUCGUUCGUGCGCCACCCUCAAAAAACUGGCAUAAGGAUCUUUAUGAAGUGGAUGAAUUUACAUUGACUCUCUACGAUUGGACUCACAAUAUGGGUUCAGACAUGUUCCUUGCUCAUCAUCACUCAAACGGCGACAAUAAACCUCGUAAUUUAAUAGUUAAUAGUUUGGGACGAUAUAAAUCCAACAAUAGCGAUACAAACAGAAUUUCAACGGCAAUGCCUUUAACGACGUUUCUUGUUAAAAAAAAUUUAAGGUAUCGAUUCAGAUUAAUAAACGCUGAAUUUCUUAAUUGUCCUAUUGAAGUGUCCGUGGAUAAUCACACUCUCAUCGUCGUCAGCUCUGAUGGACGUGAUAUCGAACCGGUGGAAGCUGAAUCUUUGGUGAUUUAUGCUGGUGAGAGAUUCGAUUUUAUAGUUAAUAUGAAUCAAGAAGUUAAUAAUUAUUGGAUCCGAUUCCGUGGAUUAAUGGAUUGUGAUAAGAGAUUCCACAGUGCUUAUCAAGUCGCUAUUCUUAGAUAUGAAAAUGCUAAGGAGAUUGAUCCAGAAGGAGAAAUUUCGUACGAUCGUCCUCCAAGUCAUCUACCAGGAUUGCAAGUGAAUGCAUUAAACAAGGGUACAGAGUCGAAUAAUACUAUCAGUAUAGCUUCACUUAACGCGAUGGAUAAAAAUGACAAAACGAGUAUCAGAGAACCGGAUUAUCAAUUUUACGUGUCCUAUGAUUUUUACCCUAAGGACAAUCCGCAUUUUCAUCGGGAAGGUCUUUAUGGUUUCUAUCAAGUACGUGAUUGGUCACAACGAUUGUUCACACCGCAAUUAAAUAACAUAUCGAUGAAGUUACCAUCUUUUCCACUCAUGUCGCAAAGAGAUUUAAUUGAUCCUAAUCAAUUUUGUAACUCUAAUACCGUGAAAGGAUGCGAUAAAAACUUUUGUAGUUGUACUCACGUUCUCCAAGUAAAAUUGAACAGUGUCGUCGAAGUGAUACUUAUUGAUGAAGGUAUUACUUACGAAGCAAAUCAUCCUUUUCAUAUCCAUGGCUACCAGUUUCGCGUUGUAGCAAUGGAGAGACUAGGCAAGUAUAUCUCAGUUGAUCAUGUGAAAGAACGAGAUGCAGUCGGUAAAAUAAACAGGAAGCUCGAUCGGGCGCCAUUGAAAGAUACAGUGACCGUUCCUAAUAGCGGCUACACCAUUUUACGAUUUUAUGCAGACAAUCCAGGAUAUUGGCUAUUUCAUUGUCACAUCGAAUUCCACGCUGAAAUCGGUAUGUCCUUGGUCUUUAAAGUAGGUGAUCACGAGGACAUGGAAAAAGUUCCACGUAAUUUUCCUCGAUGUGGCGAUUGGAAACCGUCCUUCGAUGAAAACAACAAAUUAACUGAAAAUAUGGUCAUGCCACUUCCGAAAGUUGAUCCGUCAGAAAAUGACGUAAGCCAGUUGAACGAAUUACAGUCAUCUAUUAACAAAUUAAUUCCUUUGCUACUGGAAAAUAGAAGAGUAAAUUCCUCCUCAUCUACUUUUAUCAUAUCGAAAUCUUUGCCGAUCCUCUGUAUCAUUAUUUCUGUUCUUCUUAAACAAUUAUAUUCGUAGUUAUAAAUGAUUAUGUGUGUGUAUGUAUAUAUAUCUAUAUAUAUAUAUAUAUAUAUAUAUAUAUCACACAAUUCUUUGUCACUUUUCAUUAAGUAACAGAUAAUUUUUAGAAGUAUGUAAUAUUUUAACAAUCAUACAUGUGUACAUUUAUACGUUUCUACUUGGAAGAGUUACAAAUUUUAACAGUAUUCCAAAUAUGUAUAAAAGUACUUUAUCACUGUGAUAUAUUGAUUAUAAUCUAUAUCAAACUUGAAUGGCAAACAUUUUUCUCUAUUCUUAAAAAAAAAGAGGAGAAUGGAAGUAUGCUUUUGAUCGUGAUAAGCUGUAUGUAAUUUAAGCACUGAUUUAUAUUUGAUAAUGAUAUUUUAAUUACACGUCAGUAUUCGAAUGUA